AUGAAACAGGGUCCGAUGAAUAGAUCGUGUCUCUGUAGUAUCUUAAUCACCACUGCUCUGAUCUGUGGUGCUUACUUCAUUGCCAAUGCUUAUCUUGCUAAAGAGUUCAAAGAGAAAUUGCUAAGAUGGGAGAUCACUGAUAAGAUGCAUAAUAACAUCACUGGUAAGAUGCAGAACAUUACUGAGAACAUUCAGAACAAAACAUCCGGUACAUGCGAGAAUCUCAAUAAGCCAUUGGGAACUGAAGCAUUACCGCAAGGAAUAAUAGCUAAAACAUCAAACUUGGAAACGCAACAUCUAUGGAACUACAGUGACUCAAAAAAGGGAAAUCAGAACCGUUUGUUGAGUUUGUUAGCCAUGGCGGUUGGGAUCAAGCAAAAGGAGCUAGUCAACAAAGUCAUCCAAAAGUUUCCUCCUCGAGAUUUCGCUGUAAUGCUGUUUCAUUAUGAUGGUGUUGUCGACGACUGGAAGCAGUAUCCAUGGAAUGAACAUGCAAUCCAUGUUUCCGUGAUGAAUCAAACAAAAUGGUGGUUCGCUAAGCGGUUCUUGCAUCCGGAUAUAGUUGCAGAGUAUGAGUAUAUAUUUCUUUGGGACGAAGAUCUUGGUGUUAGUCAUUUCAAUCCUCAACGAUACCUAUCUAUUGUGAAACAAGAAGGUCUUCAGAUAUCGCAACCGGCUCUCGACACUACGAAAUCAGAGGUGCAUCAUCCUAUAACCGCUCGUCGCAAGAACUUGAAAGUUCACAGACGGAUGUAUAAAAACAAAGGCAGUGGGAGAUGUGAUGACCAUAGCACCAAUCCUCCCUGUAUCGGGUGGGUAGAGAUGAUGGCACCUGUUUUCUCUAGAGCAGCUUGGAGAUGUUCUUGGUAUAUGAUUCAGAACGAUUUGAUCCAUGCUUGGGGUUUGGAUAAGCAGCUUGGUUAUUGUGCUCAAGGUGAUCGGAAGAGAAAUGUAGGUGUUGUUGAUGCGGAGUACAUAGUUCACUACGGUCUUCCCACACUCGGUGUGGUUGAAACCUCUUCAAGCUCUGCGAGGAAUGAUACCAACCUGAAGAAAUCAACAAUUUCACAGGAAUCAUCAGAGUUUCAUGAAGUGGAUAAUAGACCAGAAGUGAGGAUGAAAUCAUUUGUAGAGAUGAAGAGAUUCAAGGAACGUUGGAAGAAAGCUGUCAAGGAUGAUAAGUGUUGGGUCGAUCCGUAUUGA
This is a messenger RNA of Microthlaspi erraticum, 1203 nucleotides long. Lineage: Eukaryota; Viridiplantae; Streptophyta; Magnoliopsida; Brassicales; Brassicaceae. The record is from the annotation of a GenBank genome assembly.